ACAGAAACAUCUCGACAUGUUAAACUACUACUUCUGGAUUGUAUUCCACAUACUAAAUUAUGAUUGCGUUUUUGCUUCAGCCUCUGUUUCAUCGUCGUUCAUGGAAUUAAAAUCUGAUAUUGGCGGCAGAGUAUUUGAUAGCCCCAAAUUUGACAUAAAAACCAGGGGAAGUAUUGAAUGUGGUAUGAAAUGUCUACAGUACGCAUGUUGCUUUACUAUCACAUUUAACCCCACCACUCGUCAAUGUGUAGGCUAUAGGUCUACAUUUGAUAACACAGACGCGUACUUCCCUGAUGCUGAAAGUAUCACAUACGAACUGCAGCACCGAGGUUUAUGGGGUGCUGACUCAUAUGUGUACAACUCUUCCAUCGAUUUGUGUUUCUCCCUGAAAACAACCCCUGCAUCACAGAUAGAGGCAAUCGAAUAUUGUGAGAUGGACGGAGGGUACCUGAUGCCAAUAGAAACAUCAGAGAAGAUAUUGGAGGUCUGGGCAGAAGUCAUCACGUCUAUCCCGGGCAGCAGCCUGGUGGCUGAUCCCUUAUUCUGGGUGGAUGGAUUCAACGAUGGUACAGGACAAUUUAUGUUGAGAAACGGCAAUUCCAUAUCCAACAGCCUUCUGUGGGCUCCUGGAGAACCCAGCCAUACAGGCCAACACUGUGUAGCCCUGAGCGAACAGUUCUUAUUUGAUGACAACUGUCCAGAAUCUCAUAAAUACAUAUGUGAAUAUAUAUAGCGGUAUAACUUUGGCAGGUGUUUUGAAUGCUGAAUAU
Mizuhopecten yessoensis (Yesso scallop) is the source of this 770-nucleotide messenger RNA. RefSeq lists its product as uncharacterized. Bases 17 to 733 code for a protein of 238 amino acids. NCBI's taxonomy places the organism in Eukaryota, Metazoa, Mollusca, Bivalvia, Pectinida, Pectinidae. The transcript has 4 exons. The record is from RefSeq and is a predicted model, not a curated record.